This is a messenger RNA of Anoplophora glabripennis (Asian longhorned beetle), 1158 nucleotides long. RefSeq names its product WW domain-binding protein 4. The transcript is spliced from 6 exons. Gene Ontology annotation, molecular function: zinc ion binding; RNA binding; protein binding. Lineage: Eukaryota; Metazoa; Arthropoda; Insecta; Coleoptera; Cerambycidae. Gene Ontology annotation, biological process: mRNA splicing, via spliceosome. Gene Ontology annotation, cellular component: precatalytic spliceosome; nucleus. The coding region runs from base 129 to 1013 and encodes 294 amino acids. The record is from RefSeq and is a predicted model, not a curated record.
AUGAAAGUAAAUAUUAGACUUUAGAAAUAUCAUUUUAAGCUUUAUUUUCACGUUCCAGUUGAAAGCAAUUGAAAUAGAUAUAUUCCAGCUUAUUUUAAGCAAAAACUAGGCGGAUCUCAUCUUAGAAAAUGGCCGAUUAUUGGAAGUCUCAGGACAGAAAAUACUGUGAUUUCUGUAAGUGCUGGAUCGCAGAUAACAAACCUAGUGUCGAAUUUCACGAGAAAGGUAGAAGGCAUCAAGAAAAUGUUAAAAAGAAACUUAAAUCUAUCACAAAAAAUAGCGCUAAAGCACAGAGGGAAACCGAGAAAGUUGACGCCACCCUCAGACAAAUGGAAGCUGCUGCUAUGGUAGCGUAUCGAAAAGAUGUCGAGACUAACUCUAGCGCCGACUUAACAUCCAUAGCUAUAAAUAAUAAGCUAAAAGAGGAUAAUUUGACUUUAAGUGGAAAUAGCACAAAAAUUUGGUACGAAGCGAAAUCUAAAGAGGGUCAUGUGUACUUUUGGAAUAUUUUAACGAAUAAAACGUCAUGGGAGGUACCGAAGGAAGGAUGUUUAAGUUUAAAAGAACAAAGAGAGGAAAAAGAUACAGAAACCGCAAAGCAGUUAAAAGAGUUGGAUAAAACGAGGAAAAUAGAAGGUCUUCAGAGAAUGCAAAUUCAGAAACAAGAGGAGGAAGAAGAGAGGGCGAGGGUUGCCAGAGAAAAAAUGAAGGAAAGGAGAGUGGAAGAAGAUAUUCCCGAGCCAGUUUACGGACCUAUUAUAGAUCCCGGAAAAAAUGAUCCGUAUGGUAAAUGGGAAACUGUAAAGCAGAGCGUAACUAUGGAUUUACAACUGCCUGUACAGCAUGAAUAUUUUGACUGUCCUAUUAUAGUUGAACCCGAACCAGUUGUAAAAGAAUUUAAAGAAAAAACAGUGGAGAGUUUGUCAAGUGAGGGGGCAUGUGGCAGUUUUAAGAAGAGAAAAAUUGGCGCCUGGGCAAAAAGGAAUACAAGACAAAGAUUAAACGACGAUUAGUAGUUGCAUUAUUUAGUCAUAUUUCAUAUACAAUUAGGCUACAUAUAGUUUUAUAUCUUAUCUUUCCAAUUACCUGUUACAAAAUAAAUUUAGAAAAGCACACUCUUGUACAUAAAAUUUCAUGAAAUAAACAGUAUAAAGUUAA